AAAGCAAUGAGUCUCACGAGCCGGCCCUAGGCGGCCAUCCCCAACCCUUUUCAAGAUCCGAUUUUGGAAGAUGAAGACAUUCUCUAUGGAAUGAAAGAUCGGAUCAAAGGUUUUUCUAUGCUUUCGCCCUUUUUCAAUUUCUAUUUUCAAGGAAUUUGGUCCGGCUUCUUCAUUGGCCGAGAAUUUUGUCCGCUUCAUGUGAGCGUGUGGUAUGUUAUUCUCCAUUUCUCCUAGCAAUGUCUAGAGCCUGUGCAUUUGUAAUCGGUGUUAUCGAUUUGGUGAAGCUUUUUCAACCUUGUUGUUCUGAUGUUUCAAAUACUCGCCCACCACCUGAACCACCGCCUCACUGUGGGAGGAAGAAGAUGAUCAAGCGAAUCUCCUUUUCGGUGGCUGGUCAAACCGAUGCUUCAAGAAAUUUCUACUCGACUGAUUUCCCUUUGUUGGUUGCUGGUCAAACCAAUUCUCCCUUUCCGGUGGCUGGUGAAGCCGAAUCUUUUAGUUGUAAUUUUUUAAUUUCUCUUUGGAGUAGCAAGAAGAUCAGCAAGGCUGUUACACUAGACUACAUUAUUGUGGGGUUAGCGAUCUGGAAGGAUUCAUUGAAUCUGUUCCGUUCUAUGUCUCAUCCCAUUGUAGCCUCAGACUAUUCAUUCUCUUGUAUUUUUGCUAUUGCUUAAUAAUAAAUUAGUUAUUUGAUUUUAAAAAAAACAUGAAAAAUGAGAACUAAUCUCA
This is a messenger RNA of Cuscuta epithymum, 729 nucleotides long. The record is from the annotation of a GenBank genome assembly. Lineage: Eukaryota; Viridiplantae; Streptophyta; Magnoliopsida; Solanales; Convolvulaceae.